AUGUCAGCACUUUACCCGGUUGAAAAGGAUCCUCAACGUUUAACUAAGUACCAGCACUAUAAAUAUCAUUUAAAAUAUGAUGGAUUAAAGUUCCCCAUGUCUCUGGAUCAAAUUAAUAAAUUUGAAAAGAUGAACCCGCAGCUAUCGAUUAACGUGUACGGCUACAAAGAUACGUUUCUACGUGGUUUGGAAAUUUUCCCUGUACGCGUUAGCUCGAACACUGCGGAGAAGAAAAUUCAUCUAUUGGCUGUGGAGAAUGGGAACAGUCACCACUUUUGCUGGAUAAAAAAUUUAGCAAAGUUGGCUCGAUCGGGUGUAACAAAACACCGCCGCCAAAUUUAUUUAUGUGAUCGAUGUCUCAACUAUUUUGCAACAGAAAGCAAACUCCAACAGCAUUCAGUAAAUUGUGGUGAAAAAGAAGCGGUGCGGGUACGAAUGCCUGAAACUGAUGACGAGCGGUUCGUUGAGUUUCAGAAAUUUUCUCAUCAAGAACCAAUUCCAUAUAUUGUAUAUGCAGAUUUUGAGGCGUUAUUGGUACCACAACAUCAUGAAGACAUGGAAAUGGAUCAUGGGUCUUAUACGCAAAAUAUUCAAAAACAUGUACCCUACAGUGUAGGUUACUAUGUUCAUAAUACCCAUGAUCCCAACCAAUCGUUUUAUAAGGCAUACCGUGGUACUGAUUGCGCAAAAUGGUUUGUUAAAGAACUGGAACAGGUUGCGUAUACAUUGGAAAAGAAAAUUAAACACGUUGAACCAAUGAUACCGCUCACCAUCGAACAAGAAAUGGAGUUUCUGUGUGCAGAAAAGUGUCAUAUUUGUAAAAAAUCUUUUACACCAACAAAUAGUAUCCGCGUGCGUGACCAUUCACACAUCACAGGUUAUUACAGAGGUCCAGCACACCAAAUUUGUAACUUAAAUUAUCAAACUUCAAAGGUAAUACCUGUUGUGAUGCAUAAUUUAAGCGGAUAUGAUGCACAUUUUAUAAUAGAACCUCUGCUAACAGAAUUCGAUGGUCAUGUUGAUGUGUUGCCCAUCAACAAAGAAAAGUACAUCAGUUUUACCAAACACGUCUCGGACAUUCAAUUACGAUUCAUUGAUUCCUUUAAGUUUCUCUCUGAAAAAUUAGAUAAUCUGGCUUCCUAUUUAGAUAAUGAUAAAAAAACUAUUUUACAUAGAGAGACUACAUUCUACAAACAUCAGAAGAGAAAUACUAUCUAUAAUCCAUUACUUGAGGAAAACAAAUAUAAUUAA
Molecule: messenger RNA, 1251 nt
Organism: Chrysoperla carnea
Lineage: Eukaryota; Metazoa; Arthropoda; Insecta; Neuroptera; Chrysopidae
Exons: 3
Coding region: 1-1251 (416 amino acids)
Biological process (GO): DNA replication
Molecular function (GO): DNA-directed DNA polymerase activity; nucleotide binding; DNA binding
Source: RefSeq, a predicted model, not a curated record